AUGGGGGGCAUUCCUCAGUGCGGGCUGUCGGCCGGGGGGAUUUCAGCUCCAGUGGUCUACUUUGUGGAUUAUGUCACCAACUCCAUAUACCUUGAAGAUAUUGUAGGCUCAGUUACGGUUCAAGAUCAUAUUAAUUCUGUACAACGGAGUGGAAAUGAUACCAGUAGCCUCCUUAUCUUAGCAGAGAAGAUGGGUGAGCUGUUAGCAAGAAUGCACGAUGAAGAUAUUAUACAUGGGGAUCUCACAACUUCCAAUAUACUUCUGCGGCCACCCACGGAGAAGCUGGACCUGGUGCUGAUAGACUUUGGACUCAGUUUUAUUUCAGGUCUUCCAGAAGACAAAGGAGUAGAUUUGUAUGUUCUAGAAAAAGCCUUCCUCAGUACUCAUCCGGAUACUGAAACUAUGUUUAAAGCUCUGCUAAAGACCUACGCGGCUACAUCGAAAAAAUCUGGACCUGUCAUCAAAAGGCUGGAUGAAGUACGACUCAGGGGCAGGAAGAGAUCCAUGAUUGGGUAG
Messenger RNA from Opisthocomus hoazin, 516 nucleotides. NCBI's taxonomy places the organism in Eukaryota, Metazoa, Chordata, Aves, Opisthocomiformes, Opisthocomidae. The record is from RefSeq and is a predicted model, not a curated record.